AUGGAGUCCAAAACCGGCUACCACCCUGCCGUCGGCCUUAAUAUUAAGCACCAUGUGCCUCUCACUCUUGAUGUCGAGAAUGUGCACUAUUCAUCAUGGGCCGAGCUAUUUAAAUUCACCGCUCGUGCCAACCAAGUCUUAGAUCACAUCAUUCCUCCUUCCGAACCGACUGAAAUCAAGGACAAAGAACUUUGGGGCCGUCUUGAUGCCGUCGUUCUUCAAUGGAUCUAUGGCACCAUUAGUGAAGAUCUCAUGCUCACUAUUCUUGAACCCGGGGGUACCGCUCAACAAGCAUGGGAACGCUUACGGGAUAUCUUUCAGGACAAUAAACAUUCCUGUGCCGUCUAUUUGGAAAAUCAGUUUUCCAAUACUCAUCUUGAAAAUUUCAAGAAUGUCUCCUCUUACUGUCAAAAGUUGAAAAUGCUUUCCGAUCAACUUUCCGGCGUCGGUUCACCGGUGUCGAAUCAACGUCUUGUCCUUCAAUUAGUUGCCGGCCUCACUGACGCUUAUGAUAACGUGGCUUCCUAUAUUCAACAAAGUGAUCCCUUGCCCCCCUUCUAUAAGGCACGCUCCAUGCUAACCUUAGAGGAGUCACGUAAAUCUCAACUCCAUAGUCCUCUUCUAUGCUCUCGUUGCCACGGACUCCUCCUCUAG
Messenger RNA from Beta vulgaris subsp. vulgaris (sugar beet), 654 nucleotides. RefSeq lists its product as uncharacterized. Bases 1 to 654 code for a protein of 217 amino acids. Lineage: Eukaryota; Viridiplantae; Streptophyta; Magnoliopsida; Caryophyllales; Amaranthaceae. The record is from RefSeq and is a predicted model, not a curated record. The transcript has a single exon.